Colletotrichum karsti is the source of this 1254-nucleotide messenger RNA. RefSeq names its product branched-chain amino acid cytosolic. Gene Ontology annotation, biological process: L-leucine biosynthetic process; L-valine biosynthetic process. Lineage: Eukaryota; Fungi; Ascomycota; Sordariomycetes; Glomerellales; Glomerellaceae. The coding region runs from base 1 to 1254 and encodes 417 amino acids. The transcript is spliced from 3 exons. Gene Ontology annotation, molecular function: branched-chain-amino-acid:2-oxoglutarate transaminase activity. Gene Ontology annotation, cellular component: mitochondrion. The record is from RefSeq and is a predicted model, not a curated record.
AUGAGUCCAAGUGCCACUACAACAACUCCUGGUACGGCGACGCCGAACCCUGGUGAGCUCGAUCACAAACAACAGUAUGCCGAACUCGAUGCCUCGAGAAUGAUCAAGAACCUCGUUCCGGAAGAUGAGCAAGACUCAGUACCGGCAGUCGACGAUCCCGUCCGUCGAGGUCAGAACUGCACCACAGCUCACAUGGUCCAAGUACCUUGGUCGAUCGAGACGGGUUGGGGGACGCCAGUAAUGAGUCCGUAUGGCAAGAUUGCUCUGGAGCCAACAGCAAGUGUAUUGCACUACGCUACUGAGUCUUUCGAAGGGAUGAAAGCCUACCGCGGAUACGACAACAAACUCCGCCUCUUCCGUCCUCGACUCAACUGUGCCCGCAUGCUCAAGUCCAACUCCCGAGUCGGCCUCCCUUCGUUCGACCCAGAGCAUCUACUCGAAGUCAUAUCCGCCUUCCUCUCCACCGAAUGCCCCCGCUGGCUGCCUCACCAAGGCUCGAAUAUCUACAUCAGGCCGGCCAUGAUCGGCAGCGGCUCCGCCCUCGGCAUCAACCAGCCCCCAGAAGCCCUCUUCUUCCUCUUCGCGGCGCUCUUCCCUCAGUCUUCCGGCCUGCCUCACCCCGGUAUCAAGUUGCUCGCCAGCAGUCCGGAGCACAUCCGCGCCUGGCCUGGCGGUUUCGGGUCUGCCAAGGUGGGCGCCAGUUACGGGCCGGCAAUGGUAUCCCACGCGGCUGCCAAGGCCCAGGGGUGCACCCAGACUUUGUGGCUUUUUGGAGAGGAGAGACUUGUGACGGAGGCCGGCGCUAGCAACUUCUUCGUUGUUUGGAAGAAGAAAGACGGCGAGGGAAUUGAGCUGGUGACCAGUUCGCUUGACACCGAAGUCAUUCUGGAUGGCAUCACGAGACGGAGCGUGUUGGAAAUCGCAAGGGAGCGUUUGACGAAGGAAAACUCUGCCGAGUUUACAAAGUUGGCUCCUUUGGAUGUCGUCGAACGCCCGUUCUCUAUGAGAGAAAUCGUGGAGGCGCAUGCUGAAGGGAGACUGGUCGAGUCUUUUGUGACUGGAACCGCGAUGUUCGUCACCCCGGUUUCGAUGAUUCGGUAUGGUGACUCGAACAUCAACUUCCCUAUGACGGUGACGGAGGACGGCGAAAAGGUUGCUCACUCAAAAUACUCAUCUGCCAUCAAGACUUGGCUUGAAGACAUCAUUUAUGGGCGGACAGAGCACGAUUGGGGAUAUGUGAUCGACGAGGAGUAA